Kalmanozyma brasiliensis GHG001 is the source of this 2688-nucleotide messenger RNA. Its product is annotated as Ubiquitin-conjugating enzyme, E2. Lineage: Eukaryota; Fungi; Basidiomycota; Ustilaginomycetes; Ustilaginales. The coding region runs from base 1 to 2688 and encodes 895 amino acids. The transcript has a single exon. The record is from RefSeq and is a predicted model, not a curated record.
AUGACGACCGAGGCUCCUGCGCCGCUUCGUCUCUACCGAUCGGAUGUCGUCCAUCGCAAGCAGGGCAUCGAUGCAGAGCACAAAGUGGGCAUGGUCUCACGCUGCUACCUCGACGAAAUCGAACAGGACCCCACCACCUUUGCCCCGACCGGUCUCGAUCGUCAACUCAAGCAUGGAGAAUACGGUGUCCUCUGGUAUCCCUCUGGCAAGAGGCAGAUCGUUCCGUCCACCGACCUCGUGCUGGUCGACCGAGUGUUUGCAACGGGCUCCACUUGCAAGCGCUCCCUCAGCGACGCGCAAUCCGGCGUCGUCACGGGCGCUACCAACACACUCAAGCUACAACACCUCUUCAGCAGGGAAGAGAUCGCUCACCCCGUCCCAGCAGAAGACAUCGUCAAGGCCCACUACCUCAACCGUGGAGAUCUUGUGAUCAGUGACGACUGGAUAGGAGAGAUUGAUAGCGUCGUCGAAGAAGCGCUCGUGGGCAACCCAGACAACGACAGGCUGAUCAGGGUUUGCGAACUGGACGGACGACUGCUCCUCGGCAAGAUCCCCGCGGAGCAUAUGGCUGAGAGCGAGGUCGGCCUCAAGCUCGUAGCACUCGGCAUCAGGGAAGCCUCCAUCGUCGAGAUCACACAGAGUGCCUUGUACAUCAACUGGCUCGCCAUCAACCAGAAGCUCAGCCCGGACGAGCAGGCCAAGCGACCCAAGCCAAAAGCGCUCUGGACCGACUACAACAGGUUGACCCUGGUCCAAGCGUUCUGCGAGCGCAACCACGAAAUCGGAGAUCGAGUCAUCUUCCGAAGCAAGGAGCUCAAGGACAAGCACGGCGCAAAGAUCACUUAUCACGGACGUCAACAACUUCCCGUCGAUGUGAUGCUCAUCGUUGGCACCAAAACCGAGCUCGACGUUCUGUGGCAGGACGGCACUCGCACCAAAGAAAUGGCUUCCGACAUGAUCCCACAUGUCAAUCUCGACGAGCACGAGUCCUGGCCGGGCGACUGGGUCUACUGGAAGUCGGACGACCAGGGCAGCGUUCCUCGUGUUGUCCAGAGCAUGGACCCGCUUGAACGCACUGCCGAACUCCGCGUGCCCCUCUCCGAACCAGCCGAGAUCGAGCUCGUCCCCUCGCUCGAGAUCGACGUCCAAGGAGCCGACCACAGCGUCUUCAGCCUGCACCGCGGCGACUCGGUCUUGAUCUCAGAACGCCCCACCGGCUGGCCCGGACCCUUCCUCACCACCGUCGGAGACCCCCGUCCAGACUAUGACGACUACAAGAUGCACGACGACCUCAUGAAAGCCGAAAUGUCGCUCGUCAAGGUACCAAAUCGUGUCGCCUCCAAGGCAAGAUCCGCCGCCGCAGCCACCGACAUCGACUGGUACGGCACUGUGGAGGAUCUGCUCCUGGAUGGCACAUGUCGCGUCCGCUUGCCCACCGGCAGAACCGUCGUGGAGAAGCUCGACAAGCUGCAGAUCCUGUCCGAUUCGCAGUUUGGUAUGCACGAGCACGCCAUGCUGGAUGAAGACGGGCACGAUCCGUGGGACAUGGAUGCCGACUACGAGGAUGAUGACAUGUAUGACGACGAGGAGGAUCUCGACGCCAUGUGGGUGGAUCAGGACGGUGAGAUGGUGGCCAACGGCAGGGACGACUGGGAGGACAUGUCGGAUGGAGCGCCCGAAGUGGCCGAGAUUCACAUUGACGAGUCGGAGGAAGACUCGCCAUCAUCCGCUGACACGCAGGACGCGACCGACGCUGCCACCGUCGAGAAAGCGCUCGAAGCCGUCGUCCCCUCGAUCGACGCCGCAUCCACCUCCGAGCCCUCCGUACCCACCGAGCUGGCCGGCGCUAGCACCUCCACCGAGUGGAACCAGUUCGCCGUCCUCGAGUCCGCCCCCGUCUCGCACCACUUCUACUCCAAACCGCUCACCUCCCAGCCCGGUCCGCAAUUCUUCAAGCGUCUGCAAAAAGAACUCAAGGUCCUCGCCAGCUCUCUUCCGGAGACGAUCCUCGUCCGCGCCUACGAGGACCGGUCGGACCUCCUUCGCGUCCUCAUCAUCGGUUCCGAAGGCACGCCGUACGAAAACGCACCCUUCCUGCUCGAUUUCCAGCUCACGUCCGAUUUCCCCUCGAAACCGCCUGUGGCGCACUUCCAUUCGUGGACCAACGGUCACGGUCGCGUCUCUCCGAACCUGUACGAGGACGGCAAGGUCUGUCUUUCGGUGCUGGGCACGUGGAGCGGCGUAGCAGAGGAGAAUUGGACGCCGAGCAAGUCGUCGUUGCUCCAAGUGUUCGUUUCCAUCCAGGCGCUGGUGUUGGUGAGGGAGCCGUACUUCACCGAGCCCGCGUAUGAAAAGUUGAAGGGCAAGGAGGAGAGUCGGGUGAAUUCGAGGAUGUAUAACGAAAAGGCGUACAUUUUGUCGAGGGGGUUUGUGAGGAGGGUGCUGGAGAGCAAGGUCGAGGGGUUCGAAGAUGAGGUGGCGAUGUUUUACUACUCGAGGGGUGGGUUGCGGAAGGUCGUGGAGAGGGCCGAGGGGCUGUUGCGCGUCAGUGCGGGGGAGGGAGAGAAGCAGCCGGAAGAGGAGGGAGAGGAGGCUGUGCAGGGCCUCACAAAGGGUGGUGGCAUCAUGCUCGGUCGGACGGUCAAGGCGCUCCGCACCAUGCUCGACGCGAGCCAGUCCAAACCCUAG